AUGUCAACAUUGCUGCCAUCCUCUGUCAUGCAGGGAAUGUCACCCGAUCUCGCCUCAUUUCUGGGGAACAUGCAGGCCCAAUUCAUGUCACUACAACAACGUACCAAUGAACUUGAAUCUCUUGCCGCAACUAAUGCUAGAUUAACUGCUCAAUUAGUUAAUGCGGAAAAGCUAAUUGCUGAUCUCAGAUCUCAAUUAGCAUCUCAGGGCAAUUGCCAAAUUACAACAAAUGCAUCAACAUCAUCUGCACCAACCACACCCAAGGAGCCUGGCACUGAGGCUUCUACAUGGGCUACAACUGCUGCUGCUGCUCACAACUCUGUUGUUGUUCCUACUGCUCUUUCUGUUUGCAAGACUCCAAGACCUCCUUCUGUUCGCCAGGUUGCUGCUUCUGCUAGAAUGUUUGCCAUUCCCACUGGUCUCAAAGGAUAUCAAUAUGUGUAUAUCCCACGUUCACGUCGUCUCACACAUAGAGAAGUGCGCAACUCUUUGAAAACACUUGGUGUUGAUACUGGCCGCAUCUUGGAUAUCAAUUUUCCUGCCAAAGAUGUAGUUGGCAUCCUAGUUCACAACCAGUAUGCUGAGAAAUUCCAGACCACUCUGACCACAGUUGCCAUUGAGAUCUUAGAUGCGUUUGACCCUUUGGAUCCCAAAAACAUUGCAGAUCCCAAAUAUAAGUCUCUUUCUGAUUCAGAGCUAGAAGAAGUUGCUGCUGAACUUCAUUCUGAUCGUUGUAUGAAGGCUCUCAAGUACCUUCGUCCUCAUGUUGCUGUUCCUGUUGGUCAUUUCUUUUGUGAUCAAGGCUGGAUCUCUAAGGAAGAUAUUCCUGUCCAUUCUGUUUCUGGUCCUGGUGCUGGUAUUCAUGAUUUCCAAUCACCAUCUCGUCGUACCUCUCCUCGUGCAAUUUAUGAUGUUCUUCAACACUGUCACUCUCUACAUAUGCUUUUUAUCACUGAAACAUGGCUUCUUCCCCCAUCUCGUCUCCCCACUUCUUGGUCCCAGAUUCAUCUUUAUGGUUCACCUGUAGCUGGCAACUACAGAGGUUCUAUGGGUGUUUCUGUUCUUAUUUCUCCAUCUUGUCCUUAUCCUGUCACUCAGAUUCCUAUGUCAUCUAAUUAUGCUUUAGCCAUCAAGAUUGGUUCCCUCAGAAUUGUAUGCCUGUACUUACCGCCCUCUAUGUCCACCCAUGAUGCUCUUGCAGUUCUCUCAUCCAUUCCUUUGACCAAUGACACUAUUAUCUGUGGGGAUUUUAAUUCACGUUUGGGUUCACUUACUGGUGACUAUGUGGUAUUUCAGUGUCGGUGUUACAAUUAUGACAUCAAGUCAUAA
Phycomyces blakesleeanus NRRL 1555(-) is the source of this 1329-nucleotide messenger RNA. RefSeq lists its product as hypothetical. The record is from RefSeq and is a predicted model, not a curated record. The coding region runs from base 1 to 1329 and encodes 442 amino acids. NCBI's taxonomy places the organism in Eukaryota, Fungi, Mucoromycota, Mucoromycetes, Mucorales, Phycomycetaceae. The transcript is spliced from 3 exons.